CCUAUCAAUUGGUGCUUUCAUCCAUGUACUCAAAUCCUCCUAUGAAUUAUGCUUAUCAUACACCUUCAUCUCAUCAAUGGAGCAUUCCUCCAACCUAUUCCACACCCACACCAACACCUUCAUUUCCAUCAUUCCCAUGGGAACUCUUCACACCUUACUACACUCAUGGAUCUUCAUCACCAAAAUUUUAUCUAAAUCAUGGAUAUUCACCUCAUACACCUACCUCAUAUCCACCACCACCUAACUCAUAUUCAUCAUCUCAUUAUCCAUUCUACUACAAUAAUCAUCAUCAACCACUGCAACCAACAAAAACCUAUCACACAUUUAAAAAAGAUUUUGAGAAGCAUUUACAAGUGUCUCAUCCUUGUUUUAAGAAAAGAUAAAAAAAAACCUCUCAAAAAGUCCAGCUCUGCAACUAUUUGGAACAUGAUGUUGGGAAUAGGAAUCUUAAACAUAAACACAAACACCGAGAGAGUACUCAGUUAUUUCUGUCCAUUCCUUCUUCCCAUAUUGUUCCCGUGUGUUUUGAAGUUGUUGAAAAUGUCGCAGCCAGAACAGCAUUCAAAGUCCUUCAAAUCGAUGCAAAGUUCGGUUUCCUCAGCUCCGCGCGCACCAUCCUCGAUCUCUCUUAUAACAAGAACUUAGAAGAAUUCCAGAAAACUGAAGAAACAGACUCAGUGAGAGAGAUCUCACCAUUGGACCCACCACCGACGUCAAUCUUUAAAGAACCACCGAUACUUCCGCCACAUCGCGCCGCUCUCUCCGCCGUCGUCAACAGGUUCGACGAUUCCUUGGUUCCUAGGUCUAACGUUUCUUCUAUAGAUGUCAAAAGAAAUCCUUUCUCCGAUGAGAAUCUUCUUCGUGUCAUUGAAUCGGAAUCCUCCCAAACAUUGCCUCGUCAUUUCCCUCGUCAGCCGCCACAACAACCCUCUAAGGGCAACUUUGUCUACCAUCCCAAUCGCAUCAAUGACACCGCCGUUUCAAAACCCUCUAACCCAUUUAUAGUUUCUCCAGAUCCCCUCUGGAAAACCGCAAACAAGGCUCGCAGCGGAGCUAUUCCGUUUUCAACCUUCGGCGAGGAAGGAGAAUCCGACCGUGACAAACUCGAAGAACCCAACAGAGCCACCAAAUCUGACGGUGUAGGUCCCUCAAACGGAUGGCUGCCACUUGAACAAAAGGGUUGGGAACUUGAGUGCAAAGUGUUGGAGGAGGCUGUGUUAGCAGCAAAAGGUGAAGCUUCUGAUGAGAAUUUAGUGAGGCUGUUGGAAUUGAUUCAUGGUUAUGAUUCUUUUCGAGAGGGGCAGCUUGAGGCUAUCAAUAAUGUUCUCGCUGGGAAGUCUACUAUGCUUAUUUUGCCCACUGGUGCAGGGAAGUCGUUGUGUUAUCAGUUGUGUGCGUUGAUUUUGCCCGGGAUUACGCUUGUUGUUAGUCCGUUGAUAGCUUUGAUGAUUGAUUAGCUUAAGCAAUUGCCUCCACUCAUUUCGGGCACUCUUCUAAGUAGUGCGCAAACGCUUGAAGAAUCAUCGGAAACGCUCUGUCAGCUUCGGCAAGGCACAGUAAAGGUGUUUUUUGUUUCACCCGAACGGUUUUUGAAUACAGAGUUUUUGUCUGCUAUCUCUGCUGGGUCAGCCGUCUCACUCGUUGUUAUUGAUGAAGCACAUUGUAUAUCUGAAUGGUCUCACAAUUUCCAACCUUCAUUCAUGAGACUUAGAGCAUCACUACUUCAUAGAAGUCUUAAUGUAGGUUCUGUUCUCGCAAUGACAGCUACUGCUACAACCACAACUUUAGAUUCCAUCAUGCCUGCCCUAGAUAUUCCUUUCUCGAAUCUUAUUCAGAAUGCACACUUAAGGGACAAUUUGUGUUUAUCCGUGUCUUUAAUAGAAAAUAGAAUCAAAUACCUACUGGUUCUGAUCAAGUCUCCUCCUUUCACGGAAGUUAAAAGCAUCAUAGUGUACUACAAAUUUCAGUCUGAAACUGAUCAAAUUAGCAGAUACUUGAAUGAUAACAAUAUCUCGGCAAAGAGUUAUCAUAGUGGUAUUUUUGCAAAGGAUUUGGUUAAGAAGUACCAUAUGAAUACUUUUGUGUUCACUUCCAUUCCUGAUUUUUGGAGCAUGGAUCAUUUGUUUCCCAUUUUCCCAAUUCUUCGUUUGGAUGGGAAACCAACUGUGAGGGGUAUUUUAUCUAACUUAACUUGUGACAGUGAUGGGAAGAUUGACAAGUUUAUCAGUGGUGAGUCAAGCUUCCCGCUUCAUGAAUUGGAAGGACUUGGCAUAGGAUACUAUCUGGGAAUGUUCUUAGGCAGGGCGUACGAGGAGGCACUUGGUGGGUUGCACAACCUGUUUGGUGGCCCUAGUGUAGUUAAGUUGUUACAGAGCGAUAGUCCGCAGGCAGUUGCUGGACCGUCUUAUGCAAAUGUUGUUCGAGUAAUGCAUCACGAGCUGCAACUCAUGUUUAAUGUUGCUGAUAAAUGGAUGCUCAAUGAGGGUCUUCCUAUUUCCUUUCGUGAACAAGUCGUGCAGUUCAUAUGCCAAAAUAGUGGACAAAAGGAUAUUACUUUUGAUGCUUCAUUUUGUGAUCCAUACACCGACUACAUUGCUUACGUACCAGGUACACAUUCACGCACAUCUAAUAUCUCUGCGAAGCCUACAUUCAAGCAUAUUCCUAAGAAAGGGAUGCUUGUUUUAGAUAUUGCUCAGUUUGACGGGAUCCCUAAAAAGGUUGUCGAGUUCAAUAAUGCUUUAUUAUCUGACCAGGAAAAGCAGAAGUUAUCUUUGGCUGAGUUGGACGUUUACAGACUGGAUGACAUUGUUAAAACACUGAAAGAUACUUCACAUUACCAUGCUAGUAAAUUUCCUGUGAGUGAUAUCGUAAGGAUGUUAGUUGAUCACCUAGAAGGGGUUGUUGCACUUCACAAGCAUCUUGAAUUUCUUCAAACUCUUUCUGUUUUCUACUACCGUUAUAUUUACAUUCUUAAGGUUUUUCUCUUCCUUGUGUGGGAUCCAGGAAAGAGUAAUGUAGCCACAACAAUUAUGCAGUUUAAGUGUUAUUUUACAACCUUGAGGACAAGGUUGUUUUGAAGGGGUUGGCAAUGAUAGAAGAGUAUUUUAGAAUUUAUAUUAAUAGUUAUUAGUAUAUUGUUAUUGGAUUCUAGUAGU
Messenger RNA from Vicia villosa (hairy vetch), 3155 nucleotides. RefSeq lists its product as uncharacterized. The coding region runs from base 1701 to 3077 and encodes 458 amino acids. The transcript has a single exon. NCBI's taxonomy places the organism in Eukaryota, Viridiplantae, Streptophyta, Magnoliopsida, Fabales, Fabaceae. Gene Ontology annotation, molecular function: arginine decarboxylase activity. Gene Ontology annotation, biological process: spermidine biosynthetic process; L-arginine catabolic process. The record is from RefSeq and is a predicted model, not a curated record.